Strongyloides ratti is the source of this 5943-nucleotide messenger RNA. Its product is annotated as Zipper. Gene Ontology annotation, cellular component: myosin complex. Gene Ontology annotation, molecular function: actin filament binding; cytoskeletal motor activity; ATP binding. NCBI's taxonomy places the organism in Eukaryota, Metazoa, Nematoda, Chromadorea, Rhabditida, Strongyloididae. Bases 1 to 5943 code for a protein of 1980 amino acids. The record is from RefSeq and is a predicted model, not a curated record. The transcript has 3 exons.
AUGAGUGUUAAACUCAACGGUGAUAUAUCUCAAAAUGGGGUAAGUUAUGGUAAAAUGGUUACUUCUAAUAAUAUGGAACAAAAUUUAAAAUGUUUACGUGUUCAACGUGAUGCUGUACAUGAUCCUAGUAUGCAAGCAGAAUGGGCAAAAAAACGACUUGUUUGGGUACCACAUGAGAAAGAAGGUUUUGUUGCUGGUUCAAUAAUUGAGGAUCAUGGUGAUGAUGUAGCUGUUGAAAUUUUAGAAACAAAUAAAAAGAUAAGAUUAAGUAAAGAUGAUUGUCAAAAGAUGAAUCCACCAAAAUUUGAUAAAGUUGAAGAUAUGGCUGAUUUGACAUGCUUAAAUGAAGCAUCUGUUUUACAUAAUUUAAAAGAACGUUAUUAUUCUGACCUUAUUUAUACAUAUUCUGGACUUUUUUGUGUUGUUGUUAAUCCAUAUAAACGUCUUCCAAUAUAUUCUGAUAACCUUAUUGAGACAUAUAAAGGAAGAAAACGUAAUUUAAUGCCACCACAUAUUUUUGCUAUUGCUGAUGAAGCAUAUAGAUCAAUGUUAUCAGAACAAGAAGAUCAAUCUAUUUUAUGUACUGGAGAAUCUGGUGCUGGAAAAACUGAAAAUACUAAAAAAGUAAUACAAUAUUUAGCACAUGUUGCUGGAGCAACAAGACACAGUAAAGAUAGUACACUUUCAAAGGGUGAACUUGAACAACAACUUCUACAAGCUAAUCCAAUAUUAGAAGCAUUUGGUAAUAGUAAAACAGUUAAAAAUGAUAAUAGUUCAAGAUUUGGUAAAUUUAUACGUAUUAACUUUGAUACAACUGGAUUAAUAUCUGGUGGAAAUAUUGAAUUUUAUCUUUUGGAAAAAUCACGUACAUGUCGUCAGGCAUUAGAUGAACGUUCAUUUCAUGUUUUUUAUCAACUUCUUAAAGGUGCUACAAUUCAAGAAAGAAAUAAUUUUCUUUUACUUGAAUGUGAUGAGUAUAGAUAUUUAAAUAAUAGUUAUAUUAGUCUUCCUAAUGUUGAUGAUGCUUCUGAGUAUCAAAAUACAAUAAAAUCAAUGCAGAUAAUGGGAUUUCAAAAAGAUGAAAUUGAAUCAAUAUUUAGAAUAGUUAGUGCGGUUUUAUUAUUUGGAAAUAUUGAAUUUAUACAAGAAAAAAAAUCUGACCAAGCAUUAUUUGCUGAUGAUAGUAUUGUACAAAAAGUAUGUCAUUUAUUAGGAAUUAAUCUUCAAGAAUUUAAUAAAGCUCUCCUUAGACCAAAAAUAAAAGUUGGUCGUGAAUAUGUUCAUAAAACACAAAAUAAAGAACAAGCAGAAUUUUCUAUUGAAGCUAUUAGUAAAGCAUGUUAUGAAAGGAUGUUUAAAUGGUUAGUUCAAAGAAUUAAUAAAUCAUUAGAUAGAACAAGAAGGCAAGGUGCAUCAUUUAUUGGAAUUUUAGAUAUUGCUGGAUUUGAAAUAUUUCAAAUUAAUAGUUUUGAACAAAUAUGUAUUAAUUAUACAAAUGAAAAACUUCAACAACUUUUUAAUAAUACAAUGUUUGUCUUAGAACAAGAAGAAUAUCAAAGAGAAGGAAUUAAUUGGACAUUCAUUGAUUUUGGUUUAGAUCUUCAACCAACAAUUGAUCUUAUUGAAAAACCAAUGGGAAUUUUAGCACUUCUUGAUGAAGAGUGUCUUUUUCCAAAGGCAACUGAUAAAAGUUUUGUUUCUAAAUUAACACAUAAUCAUGAAAAACAUCAAAAAUUCCUUAUUCCUGAAAUGAGAGCUAAAAGUGAUUUUGCUAUAAUUCAUUAUGCUGGACGUGUAGAUUAUAGUGCAGAUCAAUGGUUAAUGAAAAAUAUGGAUCCAUUAAAUGAAAAUGUAGUUAAUUUAAUGCAAGUUUCAAAUGAUAAUUUUGUUGUUAGUAUUUGGAAGGAUGCUGAAUUUGCUGGUAUGAGUGCUGCUGAGACAAAUGAAACAGCAUUUGGUGCUAGAACAAGAAAAGGAAUGUUUAGAACAGUUUCUCAAGUAUAUAAAGAACAAUUAGUAAGAUUAAUGACAACAUUAAAAAAUACAGAUCCACAUUUUGUAAGAUGUAUUAUUCCAAAUCAUGAAAAAAAACCUGGAAAAGUUGCUUCAUUACUUGUAUUAGAACAACUAAGAUGUAAUGGUGUUCUUGAAGGUAUUAGAAUUUGUCGACAAGGUUUUCCAAAUAGAAUACCAUUCCAAGAUUUUAGACAUAGAUAUGAAAUUCUUACACCAAAUAUUAUACCAAAAGGAUUUAUGGAUGGAAAAGAGGCUGUUAAAAGGAUUAUUGAAGCUCUUGAAAUUGAUCCAAAUAUUUAUAGAAUUGGACAAUCAAAAAUAUUUUUCCGAGCUGGUGUAUUAGCACAAUUAGAAGAGGAUCGUGAUAUUAAACUUACAGAUCUUAUUAUUCGUUUUCAAGCUGUAUGUCGUGGAUAUUUAGCAAAAAAACGUUAUCAAAUGAGAAUACAACAAUCUAAUGCAAUUAGAGUUCUUCAAAGAAAUGGAUUAUCUUGGCUUAAACUUAGAAACUGGCAAUGGUGGAGACUUUUUACAAAAGUUAAACCUUUAUUACAAGUAACAAAUAAAGAAGCUGAAAUAUCAGCUAAAAAUGAAGAAUUAAAAAUAAUUCAAGAGAAACUUGAAAAACUUAUGAGUGAAAAUGAAGAUAUAAAGAAUCGUCAAUCACAAUUGUUAUCAGAAAGACAAUCACUUCAAAGUCAAAUCCAACAAGAAACUGAUGAAAAAGCAGAAAUUGAAGAAAGUUUUAUAAUGAUAAAAAAUCGUCAUGAAGAGUUAAGGCAAGCAUAUGAUGAAUUAAGUAAUCGUUGUGAAGAAGAAGAACAAAAACUUCAAUUUUUAGAAAAUGAGAAAAAGAAGUUAGAAGAAACUAUAAGAGAUUUAGAAGAACAACUUGAGGAGGAAGAACAAUUAAGACAAAAGAUUCAAAUUGAUAAGUCAAAUAUUGAUAAUAAAUGGAAACAAGCAGAAGAACAACUUGCUGAACUCCGUGAUUCUUAUGAAAAAGUUGUAAAAGAGAAAAAGAUUUGUGAUGAAAAAUUAAAUCAGUUAAGUCAUAAAUUUAUUGAUGAAGAAGAUAAAGCUAAAACAUUCCAAAAACAAAAGUCAAAACUUGAAAUUCAACUUCAAGAUGUUGAGCAAGAACUUAAAACUGAACGUGAAAAUCGUUUGGAGACUGAUAAGAUAAGACGUCGUCUUGAAAAUGAAUUACAUGAACAUAAAGAAUUUAUUGAGGAAAAAAGAUGUAAACUUGAAGAACUUAAUCAACAACUUAUUAAGGCAGCUGAAGAAAAUGCUAGAAUAUUAGCAAAAUCUGACGAGGAUUUAAAUAAUUUUAAUAAUCUUCAAAAACAAAUAAGAGAUUAUGAAAUUCAGAUUGAGGAACUUAAAGAUGAUUUAGAAAGUGAGAAAGAAGCACGUAGUAAAGCUGAUCGUGCUAGACGUGAUCUUUCAGAUGAAUUAGAAACUCUUAAAACUGAAUUUAUUGAAGCAACAGAUAAAUCAGCCAUCAGUCAAGAAAUACAAAAAAAGAAAGAUAAAGAGAUGCAAUUUCUUCAAAAACAGCUGGAGCAACAAGCUCAAUUAAAUAAAGAAAAACAUGAUGAAAUGAAACAACAGCAUCAAGAACAGUUAGAUUUAUUAAGAGAUGAACUUGAUCAAGUUAGUAGACUUCGUUCACAAAUGGAGAAAGCUAAAAGUAAUGCUGAAAGACAAAAUCAAUCAUUACAAGAAGAAUUAGAAUCUAUUAUGCACCAAAAACAAGAAGUUGAAAAAAAAAGAAAAAAUUUAGAAAACAUAAACACUGAUUUACAAAUUAAAUUUAACGAACUCGAAGGUUAUAAUAAUAGUCUUGUAUUGGAGCAUCAAAGGCUACAACAAGAGUAUGAUCUUUUAUCUAAACAAAAAGAGAGUGACGAAACAAAUGUUUCUUUAAUGGAAAGAAAAAUGACUAAUCUUGAACUUCAAAUUAAAGAAGCUAAUGAUGCAUUACAUGAUGAAACAAAACAAAAACUUUCUCUACAAACACGUGUACGUCAACUUGAAGAAGAAUUAUUCAAUGCAGGUGAAAGAGAAGAAGAAAUAAGACAAUAUAAAAUUCAAAAUGAACGUGAAAUAAAUAAUUUAAAACAACAGUUACAGGAAUAUAAAAAGAAUGCAGAAGAAGUUUCAUUACAACAAUUUGAAGAUCUUAAAAAGAAACAUCAGAGAGAGUUAGAAAAUGCACAAAAAACUACUAGUGAUGCAGAAGCUGCAAGAGAUCGUUCUGAGAGAUCUAAAAGAAAGAUUCAAGAAGAAUUGGAAGAUGUCACAAUUGAACUUGAAUCUGUACGUACUAAUCUUAGAGAAAUUGAGAAAAAACAACGUAAAUUCGAUCAACAAUUAAAUGAAGAAAAAGUUAAUUAUCAAAAUGCUAUAAAUGAUAAAGAAAUAUUAGCACAAGAAUGUCGUGAAAAAGAGACAAAAAUAUUAACUUUAACACAGGCAUUAGAUGUUGCUAAAGAUGAUUUAGAAACAAGUGAGCGUAUUAAAAAACAACUUCAACUUGAAUUAGAUGAUUUAAUAUCAAGUAAAGAUGAUUAUGGAAAAAAUGUUCAUGAAUUAGAGAAAGCUAAACGUCAACUUGAGGCUGAAUUGUUAAAUUAUAAAAUACAAGUUGAAGAACUUGAUAAUAUGGUUCAGGAUCAUGAUGAUGCUCGUUUAAGAUGGGAUGUUAAUUUACAAGCUAUGAAAACAGAAUUUGAAAGAACUCUUAGUAGUAAGGAACAAGAUGCUGAAGAGAAACGAAGACAACUCCAAAGAACUAUAAGAGAAUUAGAGGAAGAAUUAGAGAAUGAAAGAAGAAAUAAAUUAAGUGGAAGUAAUCAACGUAAAAAAUUAGAAGCACAGCUUCUUGAAAUGGAGCAUCAAUUAGAAGGAUCAAAUAAAUUGAAAGAUGACUAUGGAAGACAAAUUAAGAAACUUCAACAGAUGUUACGUGACACGUCACAAGAAUUAGAAGAAGUUAGACAAAAUCGUGAAGAUGCUAAUGGGCAAUUGAAAGAAGCUGAACGUAGAAUACGUGUGUUUGAAAGUGAACAUCAGGGAAUGAUUGAACAAUGUAAUAAUCUUCUUGCUUCUAAGAGAAAUCUUGAAGCAGAAAUUGCUGAACUCGAAGAGCUUCAAAACAAAGGAGGUAAUUUUACAUCAGAAGAAAAAAGAAGAUUUGAAAAUAGAAUAUCUCAACUUGAAGAAGAUUUAGAAGAAGAACAAAAUAAUGUUGAACUUGCACAAGAUAAAUUAAGAAAAACACAACUUCAAUUGGAACAAUUAACAACUGAUUUAUCAAUGGAACGUAAUCAUUCACAAAAAAUUGAAAAUGAAAAACAAAACCUAGAAAAAGUUAAUAAAGAAUUAAAAUCUAAAAUAACUGAAAUAGAAAAUACUUCUCAAUCUAGAUCACGUUAUCAACUUAAUAAUCUUGAAGCUAAAAUAGCAUAUCUUGAUGAACAGUUAUUGGCUGAAUCUAAUGAAAGGGCAAAUGUUUCCAGACAACUACGUCGUUUAGAAAAACGAUUAGCUGAAGCAACACUUCAAUUGGAUGAAGAAAGGAAAGCAUGUGAAGCAGCUAAAGAGGUUGCUGAAAGAGCAAAUAUUAAACAACGUCAACUUCGUAGACAAAUGGAUGAAUUUGAAGAAGAAUUAUCAAGAGAAAAAACUAAAUCACGUGCUUUGCAAAGAGAAUUGGAUGAUGUUAAUGAGGCUAAUGAAUCUUUAAAACGUGACAACAGUCAAUUACGUGCUUCUGUAGCAUCUCGUCGAACAAAUCUUUUAAAUCGCCCAUACUCAACUAGUAGAAGUACAUUAGUACCUACAAAAACAAAUAGUAGUAGCGAUAACUUACAAAAUCAUGAUGAUGCUGAAAGUAUUGGUACAGAUGGUACAUGUUAA